GAGGUAUUUUGAUAUUUUCACGAUUUUCACCGGAACGCUGUUUCAAUUCUAGUUUUGUCGGUUUUUUUUUCAUAUUCAUUUGCAUUACUUUCAUCAUUAAACACUGUGUUUUUAGAAUAGUGCAUCGUACUAGUGCUUGCGAGAAUGCAAAACGAAAUGGAAAAUUCAACCUCAAUAAAGUUGGAAGAAUCCACUACGAUACAGGUUGAAGAGCUUAUCAUAACCGAUGUCUUAAAUGUGAAAAGUGAACCCAUCGAAAUUGACGGACAUUCCUGCGAACCGAUACCGACGACGACCUCCAGUGAUAAUACUCCGGUUGUGAAACAAGAAUCUGCUGCAAUAGACAUCAUUGAUGAAGUAACAGAAACGGUUUCUGCUGCAACAGCUGCUGAACACGAUAAAGCUGAUAGUUUCAGCAACUCGCACGCUUUGGAAGCGCACCCUCCUACUGGCACUGGCAGUGGCAGUCAACCGAAGCACAUUAGCGGCAUCUGUGGUGCGUCAUACAAGUCACGUAGUGGUUUACACAAUCACAAGGAAAUCCACACAUCCACAUCCGUUGAACCAAAACCUUACCAAUGUGACCACUGUAGUUCUCGAUUCACUCAUAAGCGUAAUCUCAAUUUUCACAGAAAGAAACACUUACCGAAGUUCAAAUGUAACUUAUGCAGUAAAACUUUCACGUCAAGGCAAACACUGAAGGAUCACCGUAUUAUAAAACAUACGUCGGAAAAGAAUUUGAAAUGCGACAUUUGCGGCAAAGAGUACCACAAGAUGAGUCUGUUUAAGAGGCACCUAAAAAUUCACAGCUCGGUGCGUUCGUAUAAAUGCGAUAUCUGCGGCGUUGCAUAUAAGUGGAAACAAAGUCUGGUGAAGCAUAUGAAAACUCACACCACAACGCAAUCUUUCGAAUGUGACAUAUGUGGUAAACUUUGUACACCCAAAACACUGCGGCAGCAUAAAACUUUAAAACACACGACGGAAAAAAAUUUCGCUUGUAGCAUAUGCGGUAUUGCUUUCCGUUUGAAACAACAGAUAACGAAGCAUCUGAAGAGGCACAGCUCGGAACUCCUACGCCGGUGUCCGGUUUGUGGAGAACAUUUUCCAUCUGAACAAAAGCUGGCGCGGCAUAUGCCUAUUCACAGCGAUGAGCGACCGUUCGAAUGCGACUUCUGUGAUGCAUCCUUCAAGAGACGCGAUACCUGGCAGAGACACCGGAAACGCCACAUAUCCGGCGAUCAAAAACCCCGCGACCGGAAACACGCUUGUGAUAUCUGUGACCGAAAGUUCACCACCAACUUUAUUCUCAUGUGUCAUGUGAGAACUCACACCGGAGAGCGACCGUACGAGUGUGACAUAUGUCAAAAAACUUUCAUCAAAGGCGGACAACUCAGAGCUCAUAAAAUCAAAAACCACACACAGGAAAAGAACUUUAAAUGUUCAGAAUGUGGUAAGGAAUUUCACUUGAGAACACAAUUAACACAGCAUCUGAAGCGACAUAAUCCCCAGUAUCAGCUCAUACAUAACCCGGAUUGCUCAUACAACUGUUUGACAUGCGGGAAAGUCUAUAAGAGUAAGUAUACGCUCGCUCAGCAUAUGUAUCAACACACAUCAGGUGGUCGAGCAUAUAGUUGCGACAUCUGCGGUGCAUCAUACAAGUCAAAUGCCGGAUUAUACCAGCACAGGAAAAUCCACACAUACGUUGAGCCAAAACCUCACAAAUGUGAUCAGUGCAGUGCUCGAUUCACCUAUAAGAAAGGUCUCACUAUUCACAAAAAGGAACACCUACCGUCAAGUUCCGAGAAAAACUUGGAUAAGAACAUCGGAACGUGCAUUGUUCUAGUGGUUGCAAGAAUGCAAAACAAAAUGGAAAAUUCAACUUCAAUAAAGUUGGAACAAUCCACGGCGAUAAAGGUCGAGGAGCUUAUUAUAACCGAUGUCGUAGAUGGAAAGGGCGAACCAAUCGAAAUGAGCGGAUACUCCUGUGAAACUAUAUUGACGGCGACCUCCAGGGAUGAUACACCGGUUGUGAUACAAGCAUCCGCUGCAAUAGACAUCAUUGAUGGAGUUACAGAAAUGGCUCCUGAUGAUGAAGCUGAUAAAACUGAUAAUUUCAGCAACUCGCACGCUUUGGAAGCGGAUCCUCCUACUGGCAGUGGUAGUCAACCGCAGCACAUUUGCGACAUCUGUGGUGCAUCGUACAAGUCACAUGCCGGUUUACGGGUGCACAAGAAAAUGCACAUAUCCACAUCCGUUGAUCCAAAGCCCUACAAAUGUGAUCAGUGUAGUUCUCGAUUCGUUCAUAAGCGUAGUCUCCAUUUUCACAAAAAGAAACACUUACCGCAGUUCAAAUGUGACUUAUGCAGUAAAACUUUCUCGUCAAAUCAAACACUGAAGAUUCACCGUAAUAUAAAACAUACGACGGAAAAGAGCUUCAAAUGUGACACGAUGAAGCAGUUGGAGACGCACCGGAAAUUGCACAGCUCGGAGCGUUCGUUUAAAUGCGAUAUCUGCGGCAAUGGAUAUAAGAGAAAAGACAUUCUUGUGAUACAUAUGAAAAUUCACACAAUGACGCAAUCUUUCGAAUGUGACAUAUGUGGUAAAAUUUGUACACCCCAUACACUACGGAAGCAUCAAAUAAAACACACGUUGGGAAACAAAUUCGCGUGUAACGUAUGCGGUAUUGCUUUCCAUUUCAAACACUUGCUUGCGAGGCACCAGAAGCGGCACAGUUCGGAACGUCUCCACCGGUGUCCGGUUUGUGGAAAAGAUUUUAUAUUUCGAUAUGAGCUUGCUCGGCAUAUGCCUGUUCACAGCGAUGAGCGACCGUUCGAAUGCGACCUCUGCGAUGCAUCCUUUAAGACACGCGAUGGCUGCCAGCAGCACCGGAAACAGCACAUAUCCGACGACCAAAAGCACGCUUGUGAUAUCUGUGACCGAAAAUUCGUCGACAACUGUAGUCUCACGUUGCACCUGAGAACUCACACCGGAGAACGACCGUUCGAGUGUGACAUAUGUCGCAAAGCUUUCAUCAGACGCUCAGAGCUUAAUUAUCAUAAAAGCCAAAACCACGCGCAGGAUGAGAAUUUCCAAUGUCCAUAAUGUGGUACGAAUUUUCGCUUGAAACCACCAUUAACAAAGUAUCUGAAAAUACAUAACCCGGAAGCCGGAACACUUACACAAUAUAGUUACUACGUACCGCGGACCCCCGUUCGUUUGAACAAUUUCUGAAGCAAACUAACGGGAUUGGGUUUUAAUUUGAACAGCUGGCAACCCUAAAUAUGCUGAAACUUGUAUAAACUGACCGCCCUGCUCUUUGUCAUAUAGUUUCGGUGGUUUGAUUUAGUUGGCAGUUGCAAGCAGCGAAUAUUGCAGUUGAAACCCGUAAUAAUCGAAGUAUGCAAAAUACGUCCGGCAAGUAUACUCACUAUCCUGAACUUCCGAUACGUUCUCGAUAUCGCUUUACGUCCUAGCAGUUCGGCUUCAUGACCCGACACGAGCAUCACUGGUAGCGGUUCACGUCUCACGCCGGCCAGCAGUGUCACGACGCAGCCUGGUGUGCCUAUCGUAAGGACGUCUGCAUCCGAUCGCGUGCCUUCUGUGUACUACCAGAACGUCAGAGGAUUACGCUUAAUGUUAUCAAGUUGUGAGUAUGACAUAAUUGUCUUCACGGAGACGUGGCUGCGGACUGAUAUCGGCAGCCAUGAAAUUUCGCCUGCCUAUGCUAUAUUCCGUUGCGACCGUAGUGAACUGACCAGCAAUCACUCACGAGGAGGUGGAGUGUAUCUUCCGCCCAAUUCGAGUACCGAGCUAUACUCAGCUCACGUAAGAGCAACACAGUGUGUUUUGGAUUGUCUUUCAGAAUCGGACAUAAUCUUGUCAAUAGGCGAUUUCAAUUUACCUGACUUGAAGCGGAAGGCCGACGAUAUUAAUAGGUAUAUUCCUUCGAGUGCCUCAGCUGAAAUUGAAUUACACUUCACAGACGCAAUGUUUUCCAAUGGCUUGAGACAAAUUAAUCAUUGUUGCCUGUCGACUAUCAUCACGAACCAUUCAUUUUAUUACUUGACAAGAUGGACGCGACAA
This is a messenger RNA of Sabethes cyaneus, 4083 nucleotides long. Its product is annotated as zinc finger protein 665-like. NCBI's taxonomy places the organism in Eukaryota, Metazoa, Arthropoda, Insecta, Diptera, Culicidae. Gene Ontology annotation, molecular function: DNA-binding transcription factor activity; RNA polymerase II cis-regulatory region sequence-specific DNA binding. Gene Ontology annotation, biological process: regulation of transcription by RNA polymerase II. The record is from RefSeq and is a predicted model, not a curated record. Bases 145 to 3102 code for a protein of 985 amino acids. The transcript has 5 exons.